AUGUCGCGAGUAUUGCUGCUUUGUUUCAUCCAUGGAUUCAAGGGGACUGACAACACAUUCAAAGAGUUUCCCGAACAUCUCCAACAUCAUGUAGGCAAACAGCUCCCCGAUCACCAUGUGGAGUCUGUCGUCUAUCCCAAAUACGAAACGAAAGGCGAAUUGGAGCAGGCCACAGAGGCCUUUGUGGAAUGGCUCAAAGAACGAGUGAUUGAUUGUCGUCAACGCCAUUUCAACAACCCAUGGCCGCCAGUCGACCGCAAAGUUGGUGUGAUUCUCGUCGCACACUCCAUGGGAGGAUUUGUGGCAGCUGAUGCUCUUUUCCUAACUCUGAACGAGCGUGCUGCCAAGGGUGUCCCCAACGAGGGCGAUGAGAAUGACAUUGCUCCCUUCCCUCUCAUCCAAGGCAUCCUCACAUUCGACACCCCAUACAAUGGUUUGGCCCGGUCCAUGUUUGUCUACGGCGCCUUUUCAAAUUACUCCAAGGUCAGUGGGGUCUUCAAUGCCAUGACGGCACUCUCAGCCGCUGCUCCUGCCACCUUCGCACGACUGGGAAGCCGAGCCGCUGCAACAACCCGAGCGGCGAGCUCAGGCUCUAGGCUCUCCAGAAGCCCGGCUUGGACCACCUGGCAGCUCGUUGCCGUCAGGACAGGAACUGUCGGAGCCAUCGCCGCUGGUGGUGUUGCCGCGUACGUGCACCGGGAAGCCAUCAUGAAAGGUGUAAAGAGCAUCCGGAAUCUCAACAAGGACUCCGUCAUCGACGGCUACCACCAAGGAAUGGACGCCAUCGGACAAGGGCUCGCAUACAUCAACCGUGGGAACGUGGGCAAGUCGUUUGCCUGGCUGGCCGAUCAUUUCACCUUUGUCGGGGCUCUGAUGAAGCAGAAGGAACUGAGCCGUCGCUUGGAGCGCCUCGCCGCCGUCAAGGGAGUGGGGGUUCAUGACUUUUACUGCUCCCUAGGGGAAAAUGGAUACUGGAGUGGCGGGUACUUUGUGCCUGAGAGAACGUUUUGCGCAGUGCCCGAGGAGGACCAUGCCGCGUACCCCAUAUUCGAGAGAAGAGUAAUGAGAGAGUCCGACGACGAGAUCAAGGCGCAUAUGAGUAUAUUCAAACCCGAGAAGCACAAAGGGUACGACAUUAUGAUGGAGAAGUCGGCCCAACUUAUCUGCGCAUGGUUCCUGAAUGAGGCUCCGAUUGUCGACGAACCUGCACUCCGGGAAGGCGCACCUGAUGAGAAAGAGGAAGACAAGGUCGUGGAUGAAGCGCUGGAGAAAGUAGAGAAGGAGACUGAAGCAGUAGAAGAAGGAGAAGAACUUGGCCAGAAAGAAGAAGGCGGCGAUGCCCUACCGGACGAGUCUCCCAUCGACAUUGCAGCAGCCGCCGCGCUAGUUCCGCUGCCUGGGAGCGAAGGGGAUCUGGUCGACAGUGCUGAUACUGACGAUAAGCAAACAGAUGAGAAGAGAACAUAUUUACAGCAUCUAUUUCGGGUCGCCGAGCAAGCUGGGUCGGGAGCCAAAACCUGGUGGCCAGCAAAGGUACCGGCUGUACCUUCGUCAUUGCCCAAAGUACCCAAUCUGCCCAAUGUCUCUUCUGCCAUAUCGUCGCUGGGACAAGUGUCUAUGCCACAAGUGUCUAUGCCAAGUGUCAAUCUAUUUGGAAAGAAGGAUGGCUCUCCCGCGAAGAAGACAGAAGAAGAGAAGACUGUCAGCCCGAUUGUCGAGGGUGAUCCGGCAAAUACUGAUUCUUCUGCUCAGAAAACGGCACAGGAGACCAGCAAGCCAUCCCAGGAAUGA
This is a messenger RNA of Clonostachys byssicola, 1791 nucleotides long. The record is from the annotation of a GenBank genome assembly. NCBI's taxonomy places the organism in Eukaryota, Fungi, Ascomycota, Sordariomycetes, Hypocreales, Bionectriaceae.